Molecule: messenger RNA, 6524 nt
Organism: Frankliniella occidentalis (western flower thrips)
Lineage: Eukaryota; Metazoa; Arthropoda; Insecta; Thysanoptera; Thripidae
Gene: fs(1)N
Exons: 35
Coding region: 66-6299 (2077 amino acids)
Cellular component (GO): cell surface
Molecular function (GO): heparin binding
Source: RefSeq, a predicted model, not a curated record
CGCCGCAUCUUCAUUCGGUUGCAGCCGUCUGGGCGAGCUGGACCACACUGUCAUCAUCAACCAUCAUGGGUGGACCUGGACCGUCCCGGUGCUGGGUCGGGGUGUGGGCCUGCGUAGCGUGCGUGGCCCUGCUGUGUCCGAGUCUGUCGGCCGAGCCUCAUCUGACCCAACCGGCCGAGCCCGCACACGUGCCGCUGCCCCUGCUCCUGGAGUCCCUGCGCCAAGACGUCCUCCUCGAGGGCGGCGCACCCGGGCGCGCCCCCAGGACGGCCCGGGACGCGGCCGGCGACGACGGCGUCCCCUGGUACUCGCCCUCCACCCGCGCCGGCGACGACACGCUCGCGCAAGAGGAACUUAAUGUGACAUCUGUCUACAAGCGUGAUCCGUUCAAAUUUGGAGCUGGUGUGGGGAAAUGGCAUUCUAUUUCUGCUGGUAGUACAACAUACCUUGUUGGCCUUGGGUCAAAGCACUUUACUUUACUUACUGCGAAAUUUGUUGCUCCUGAUGUUGGUACUGGUCAGACAUUCUCACUGUCAGAGGAAAUAUAUCGUCUUCCAAGUACUCCACUGGCUGCAACUAUCUUUAAACAUUGGAAUGCAGCCACUAAAACAAUGGAUGUUAUCCUGGUUCUCUCUACUGAAAAUGAAGGAAGCUUGAUAUGGUAUCGGAUCAAUUCUCGUGUGGAACAAAUUAGGUCCUGGCCUGUACAGAAAAGAGUUUCUCACUUAAGGGUGUUUCAAAUUAAAGAGCAGAUGAAACUUUUGAUGUUAACAUCCUGUGAAUCCACUUUGGAGUUGGUGCAGUGUGAAGCUAGUGCUGAUGUCUUUGAUUUCAAUCUAGGAAAUUCACUCGAAGCAAGGCUUUCUUGGUCUAUUUCAUUAGAAGCACCAGCGGUUUCUGGAGAUCUUGGUGUAGUUGGUGAUGAAGUAUACCUUGUACUCGCUCUCCCUGACGCUGGUGUUGCCAAAUUAUAUCGGUACCAUUCACCUCUACCCCAGGAUGCUGCAGGGCCUAGCAACCAUACUGCUUAUGGCUCCUUCGAACUCUGGAAGGACCUACCUAGUCCUCAAAUUUCACAUGCAAUCUUUUUUCAUAUCAGUUAUAAAAUGUAUCUCGCUGUAGGUGGUGUCAAUCCAGCCCUGUUUCGUUUUGUAAGCCCAACAAGAAUUGAAGGCUGUCCUAAAGCUCUUAAAAAUCUUGGCUUUGUAUCAGCGUGGCUGGUUUUACCCAUACAAACCUACAGAGAUGAGGUGAUUCUUCUUGCAGAAGUAGUCCAAGGUAGUGGCACCCACUACUCCAAAAAAGUGGUGACUUUAACUUGGUCCUCUGCAGGUGUUUUCAAUUGGCAGGAUUACCCCUGUUUUGUUUCUGGACAUUUAUCAACUUUUAGAGGUGCAUCAUGUAUCAUAGCAGAAAGCAGUGAACUGGGUUUAGCUGAAGCUGUAGCUCUUCAAUUGGGGGACGCAUCAGUUGUUUCUGUUCUAGUACCCCAAGGUUCUCUGCAUUCUACAUUGUUUGAUUUUCAAACACAACUUCAGCCAAAUGCAAAUCCUUUGUUAUCUGAAAUUCUGAUUUUGAAGGAAGCUCAAGCAAAACUAACGGAGGAGUUGACAAGGCAAAGACAGGAAUGGGAAGCAACAGAGAGGCUUUUAAGCGACACCUUAAAUCCAAGUGGUCAUAAUGUGAUAAAGGCAGAUUGGGUCAUACAGGAAAUACAGCCUGAAGAAUUUGUGAACGUAGAAACAAGCAGGACCGAGACACUGCAACCUACUGAAGAUCUUAGUAAGCUGAAAAGUCUCAUGACAGAGUUAGAGGCGUUGACUAAAAGUUUGUCGCUUUCAUUGUCUGAUGCUGCGGUGCCUGAAAAUGGCGAAGUGCAUCUGUCCGGGCACCAUCAACUUCUUGGUGGUCUGGAGGUUCAAGGACCUGCCUCCUUUGAUUCUUUGACUGUUAGCUGGUUGAAUGAAGAGAGUGUCCCUACACUCCUGAAAGAUACUGUGAGAAUUGACCAACUAGAGAAAGGAACAAUCAGCGGUACAAAAACCUUGUCUGCCUUGGAAGUAUCUGAUGUUAUGUUUGACAUCGUCAAUGAUGUUCAAAGAGAUGAUUUAAUCUUCAAUGUACCUGGCAAAACAGUCAGGGUGAACGGUGUUCUAGAAGUGACAGAGAUUCUCCAAGUUCAGAAUGAUAUUGAUUUGCCUCCCCAGGGAACUGUUGGUGGUGUGGAUUUAUCUGAGGAGGUAUUGAUAGCAGGAAGACAGUUUCCAGGAAUUGUUCAGUUUGAUGAAGUAACAGUGGAAGGAGACUUGACGGUGAAUGUGAUAAACACAGUAGAUAUGAACCCUCACAACUUGAAGUCUAUUGUUAAUGGGUCACAAAUCUUGAAGACUUUUGACAUGCUAGAUGUUGGAGGCCAGCUAAGUGUUGAAAGGAUUAAUGGAUUUCUUUGGAGUAACAUUGUCGAAAGAAUUGUUUGGAGGGAUCAGCCAGCUGUAGUUACAGGACUUACGGAGAUAGAUGGGGUGUUGACUGCAGAUAGUAUGAAAAUUGAACAGCUGAAUGGAUUGAAUUUCCCUGACGACUUUGUUCUGAAGAAUGCCAAUAAGAGCCAGUUAAUAACUGCCUCAAAGAAGUUUAAUGAUAAAUUGAUGGUCGGCACAGUUGAUUUUGCUAAAACUAUUGAUGGUGUUCCUGUAAAUGCUCUAGUGACUAAAACAACCGAUCAGUAUCUCAAUGGGGAAUUAAAACUUGCAGAAGCUGAUAUCAUUGGUGAUAUAAAGGUUGAUGGGGCUGUUAAUGGCAUAAGGCUGAAUAGGCAGAAGAGCCCUCCUCUCGGUCCCAAUGUUGUAGUAUCAUCAAAUGUCCAGUUUACAAACUUGACCGUUGAUGGCACAAUUCAGAUUAUCAACACUUUGAAUGAGCAAAUCUUUAAAGACGUUGUUCAAGACAUAUUAGUUGUCCCACCCACCUCCCAUGGUCAAGUAUUUUUGGAUGGAAAGAAAACUCUUCUUGGUUCAUUGAAAGUUGAUAAUGUCAUGGUUUCUUCAGGCUUAGUAAAUGGUAGGAAAAUAGCAGAUAUUGCUAGAAUUGAUUCUCCUCAAACAUUCCAUGGAGGUAAGACAAUUCAGAAAGCAGUCUUUAACAACCUUCAAGUGACGGGACUCGUGGAUGGUGUGGAUGUGGUAGAGUUGAAUGCUGAAGCCGUACGGUUGACGGGUGUCCAGGACACCCUAAGCCACCUCACAUUCACCGAAUCAUCUAAGAUAUUCGCUGCUGAACUGAUAAUUUCAGAACAGCUUGGUAAUACUCCUGUAACAGAUACUAUCCUACCCACCUCAGAAGAUAUGUGUGGGCCAAGGUCAACUAAUUUGACAUGCUACAUUAAGGGACCAGUCAUUACAGAUGUUAUGAGAGUUGCUGGCAAUGUGAUUGGAGAUAAGAUUUGUGGAUGGAACUUGAUAGAUUUUGAAAACAGGCGCAUGAGUCAAUCUCGGCCUCAAACUAUUUUGGGUGGAUAUACAUUUGGUGAUGUCACGGUUACCAAACAUAUUAAUGUCAGUUACAUAAAUGGUGUGCCAGUUCAUACUCUAGCAAGGGAAACAGCUCCUCCUCCUCCUCCUGUGUACGAAGACCUUGCAAAACUUUUGAUCGAUGGAGGGUUCACCAUUGAUGAACUUGUUAUUGAGGGACAUAUUGAAACACUUGCUGGAGUGAAUACAUUCAAUCUAACCAGAAUUGCAGAAAAGGCUAUAAAGCUGAAUGGCAGUAAUACUAUUUCUGGCUCUCUUUCUUUUGAGGAUAUUGUAACAGUAAGCUCUCUGGAUGUGACUGGCCCUGUUGAUGGUCACAAUCUCGCAUUUGAAAUUGAGGAUGCUGUGAUUAAGAACCUGGGACCAAUUAGCUUCAGCGGGAGAAAAACAUUUGCUGAAGGUUUUAUCGUAGAUGAAAAUAUUAAGACCGGUACACUUAAUGGUUUAACUCCAUCGUCAAUUCUUACCAAAACAACUCCCGCAAUCAUUCACGGCACAUUAAAAGUAAAUGGAAACGUGUAUGCUGGAAAUAUUAAUUUGACUGGUCUUCUCAAUAACAUUCCCGUGACAAACUUUCAAAACCGUUAUAAGCUUGUGGCCGAAAAUCGCCAUUUAUUAAUUGGUAAUGCCCACUUUGAGAAAGGUGUAUCUGUGGAUGAUUUAUCAGUAAUGCAAUCUGUAAAGAACAUCAAUCUAGAAGACUUCUUUAAAUCUGUUGUCUAUAAAGCUGAACCUACACGGAUUACAGGAUUCAAGGUGUUUGUAAACCAGGUUGUCUUUGAAAAUGUUAAUGUGAGAGGUAGAGUUAACAAUCUCACUCUCGGCGAAAUGGCUAAGGACAUUGUUCUUCAUAAUGAUGAUAACCCUGUUACUAUUAACGGUCGGAUAAGAUUUGAAGACAGCCUCACUGUUACCAAUGGAGUAUCCAUCUCUAAAAAUCUGCAAGCAAUGGAGUUGGAUUCAUGCUUGGUAAAGGAAUGGCUUGAUAAUGCAAUUUACUUGUCUCAGUCAACGCAAAUUUUUGGUCUCAAGCAAUUUAAGUCAGUUGGGUCAAACUCUGAUUUAAAAAUUUCUGUUUUGAAUGCUGUGGAUCUAUCCAAGGUAAUUACACUCAACACUCCUCAAGACAUACCAGCAGAUCUGAAUAUUAUUGCUGCAGCAGUGGAGCGUGACUUGAAUGUUGCUAGAACAGUAAACGGGAAAAUCCUUCAGACCGAGUAUGAUAAUACGUUGAUGAUUGGAGGAAACCAGAGAGUAACUGGGUCCAAAUCUUUCCUCAAAGGUUUCACAGUUCAAAAUAAUGUUUUAACUGGAAGUUUGAUCAGUGAAAGGAACAUUUCUAACAGUGUUACUCUAAAUGAUGACGAAACCGUAAAUGGUCCUCUGCAAUUUUCAAACAUGGUAAUCGAUCAGGACCUAAGAGUGACUGGGCUUGUCUCCAAUCUGGAUGUACAGAAAUGGCAUGAAAGAGCUUUACUAAAGAAGUCUCCACUCCCUCAAAUUGUCACUGCUUUUUAUGAUGUGCAGGGCAAGAUCAAGUGCAUGGAAGCUGUUGGAGGAAAUGGUCUUUUGGGUGGAGAGAGUGUUUCUGAGUUGGUCGAUUCAGCUUACAGGAGGAGGGAGUUAACAAGAAAAACUCAAGAUGACAUUAAGGUUGAGUGGAGCCAAUUGUGCCAUGACACUGAUGCUCUGUUGGACAAAGCAAGGGCCCAACCUUUCUUAUUUAGACAGUUGGAGGUUGUCCAGUCAAUUGUAUCCAGUCAGUCCAUUGCCAGUAUGCAUGCCUUUGAGGCACUUGAUCAGCAAUUCCUAGCUGUAAGUUACUCCAACAAUUGUUCUGGAGCAAUGUACCGUUGGAAUAGAGGAAAUACAGCGUGGGAUCUGGUUGAUGGAGCUGUUGAGAACAUUGGUAGUGUGGAAAAAUGGGCUACACUCCGAAAUGCAGGGUCUACAUAUCUUGUUACCUCAGGUGGCAAUCAAGGCUGUCCAUACCAAGGUGGAAAUAUUUGGCAAAUUGAAUCUUCUUUCAGGCCAAGGAAUGUUCAAAGCAUGGAUGCAUGGCAAGAUGCUGAAAUUGAUGAGAGCGUGGGACACAUUCAUUUGCUGCGUCAAUCUGGAGUUGAUCAAUGGCGCUUGGCAGAUGGAGUGGCCUCUAAAGUUAAAUCCUGGCCGUUACCUGAAACAGGUGCACCUUCUCAUUUUGUCCCACGUUCUUCUGGUCUUGGUCUUUCAAUCAGUGUUGGUGAAAAUGUGACUGUUCUGGAAGAACCUGGAGAGAACAUUACUACUAGAAUGGUUUCACGGGCUUCAAAUUCUUAUUUGCCGUUUGGAAAUUCUGUAACAAUGAAAAUAGCAGACGGUCGCAAACUUGUGGUGGUUACUGCAGAAGGUUCAGAUUUGCUUGUGGUUUAUGAAGAUCUAGUAACUGCAAACCCUCUUGCAAGGGUUAAAGUUCAUGGAGCCCAUUCAUUGAGCGUGCUGGAACUUACAGCACCAGGUCGCAACGGACAGACAUUGCUUGCUUUCAUUGAAAAUGAGAAGUUUUUAAGGGUUGUAGAGUACAAAGGUGUGGAGGGAUUUGUCGAUGUAACUGGAGCAAAACUACCAUUUGCUGUGAAGGAAAUGAUCCCUGUUCGUCUCAACGCCCGGGCAUUUGUCAACCAGCGUCACUUCCUUUUACUCCGAACUGAUCACCAGGUCUUGUUACUUGAAGUUGAAAUGUCAGGUGACCCACUGGAUGAACCUGCUUUGAAUUGUAGUCUUCCAUAGUUUUGAUCUUGUACCUUUUACUAUACACGCUGCAGUUAAAAUGGCAAUGUGCAUCAGUACCUCCAGGUUCUACUUCUGUGCAUUUUUAUUGGAUUUUCUGUGAAGAGUUCACUUUUUAGAAACAGUAUUUUUGUAUAUUUUAAAAGUGAAACCAUUGUUACCUUUGUGGAUAAAGUGCUUCUAGUCCAAUUUUAUAAAUUGUUUGAAAUAAAUACAUAAAAUGAA